AACUUAAGAACAUGUGUGCAUAUUUUUUUGUCUCGCUAACUCCAUGCUCCAAUAAUCUAGGCCACAGUGAUGCCUUUACAGAUUCUGCACAGUGUGAAUGUUUGCUUAGGAGAAGUCAGUUUUUGAACCCCAUUGAGUCACGUGACCGUACUUGCUAACUGUUACCUGUCCAGGUUGCCAGAUUAAGCAAAAUCCUCUUUACCAGACUACAGAAUACAGAAAAUAUACGGGCUGCUGGACACCAUUUAGUCUGCUAUACCACAAGCUAUUACAAUGAUAGCUUUAGAGUUUGUAUAAUAUUACAGAAAUUCUCUCCACAAUUCCACAUCCAGUCAUUUUAAGCCCAGUGUGAGCAAGUCAUUUCUGUUGUGGGUCUAAUCAUGGUUGUAAAUAUUGUGCUACACAACACUGUGGAUUAAUAAAUAUAUAGUAAAUAAUACAUAAUGUAGAUAUUAAGGUUGGGUCACUGGAGGACUAGUGGUUAGGCCACAGUGUUCUCACCGCUGUGGCCUGGGUUUGAUUCCCGGCCGGGGAACCAGCCCCAGCCACUGCGGUUGCAUGCAACAGUGAGCUCUCAGUGCCGGUCCCAAGCACGGAUAAAAAUUGGGGAGGGUUGCAUCAAGGAGGGCAUCCGGCGUAAAAACUGUGUCAAAUCAAAUACGCGGAUCAAUGAUCCACUGUUGGCGACCCCUCACGGGAGCAGCCGAAAGAGGAACAAUGACAAUGUAGAUAUUAAGGUUGGAAUGUUAAAUUUCAUCUGUAUUGCAUAAAUACACUGUAUGACCAAAGUUUUGUGGACACCUGACCAUCACACACAUAUUGCCACAAAGUUGGAAGCACAUGAUUGUCUAGAAUGUCUUUGUAUGCUGUGGCAUUACAAUUUCCCUUCACUGGAACUCAAAUCUGUUCCAGCAUGACAAUGCCCCUAUGCACAAAGCGAGCUCCAUGAAGACAUGGUGUGUGAAGGUUGGAGUGGAAGAACUCGAGUGUCCUGCACAGAGCCCUGACCUCAACCCCACUGAACACCUUUGAGAUGAACUGGAAUACCGACUGCACCCCAGACCUCCUCAAUCUACUGUAACAUCAGUGCCUGAUCUCACUAAUGCUCUUGUAGCUGAAUGAACACAAAUCCCCACAGCCACGCUCCAACAUCUAGUGGAAAGCUUCCCAGAAGAGUGGAGCUUAUUAUAACAGCAAAGGGGAAUAAAUCUGGAAUGGGAUGUUCAAAUAUAUGAAGCACAUAUGGUUGCGAUGGUCAGGUGUCUGCAAUACUUUGGCCAUAUUUUGAAGCUGUUUGUUUUUCCAUGUCACUCUGAAACACUGUUGAGUCUACCAAUCUGGCAACCCCGUGAUAACCGUGGGGGAAAAUUCAAAGUUAUGUGGUGGAACGCACUGUAAGAAGGUUAAUAACACACCAUAGGUGUGACCACAUGCAUAUAAAGUAAUGACCAGAAUCUGUUUGGAAACUUGUAGGAAAUUUUGACACGCUAAUAUUUUGGGGUAUUUAUUAAUGGCUCUGUCUCAGAUUCAGUGUCUAAACGAGCACCAUGUUAAUUUACGCACUAAUGAGUCCAAGCCGGAGUUCCUGUACAGUGAGGAGCAGAGGCUGGCGCUGGAGAUGCUGCUGGAUGAAGGUCCGGACUGCUUUCAGAAGUUCAUCAAGACCUACCGGAUCAGGCCAUUUUUGUCGGACCUGGAGCUCGCGCAGCUGUCCGCGUCUGUGGAACCCUAUCGCCCGGAUUUACCCGAUUACCCAGCCGGCUUUGAUGGGGACAGUAAAGAGGCGCGUCUGUCCCUGCAGUACUGGCCAGAGUGCUCUGAGGACACGCUCCCGCAGCUGGAGCUCGGCUGGCCUCAGUGCGCGAGCUACCGUGGAGUGACCCGCGUCACCGUGCACGCGCAGCCGCCCCUCCACGGUGACGCGCAUAUUAAAGAGAUCAUCAGGAGAACCAUAGCACAGGCACAGAAGGUCAUUGCUGUGGUCAUGGAUUUGUUUACAGAUGUGGACAUCUUUCAAGAUCUCUUGCAUGCAAGCUUCAAGCGUAAUGUGGCUGUAUACAUCAUAUUGGAGGUUACUGGGGUUCCACACUUCCUGAAAAUGUGUGAGAGUGCCUCAAUGCACACAGGACAUCUCAAGAACUUGAGAGUGCGGAGUAUCAGAGGAACUGGCUUUUACACUCACUCGUCCAAGAAAGUAGGUGGGACCCAAAGUCAAAAAUUCAUGUUUGUUGAUGGAGACAAAGCCGUUUCAGGAUCAUACAGUUUCACAUGGACUGCCUCGAGAUUAGACAGGAGCAUCAUUACUGUGCUCACAGGCCAGGCUGUGGAAUUAUUUGACCAGCUGUUCCAAGACCUGUAUAUGAUGUCUAAUGCCGUUAACUUGAACAAGAUUAAGAUGGAGAAAGAACAAAAGCUAGAACCCAUCUCUAAACCAGUACCUGCUCUGCCGCGCUCAACCACCAUUGCCCUCAAACUCAUCAACCCCAAAUAUUCUCUGGUCUCUUGUAAUGCUACUGCCAACAGCAAUCAUGUGGAUUCUGCGAGGUGCACAGCCAACAGCAACAGCAUUAAACAAAUGAAGGAAGUGCCAGAUGGUCCUCGCAUUCACCCUGGACUGCUCCACCUAGAAAAAGCCAACAUGAUCGACUACCUGCCUGUUUGGCCUGAGCCAGAUCCACCACGUGAUGUGAUUGGCUUCAUAAAUAUAAGGGACUGUAGUAAACCCAUACAAGCUCACCCCACGCGUUCAGAGCUCUUUGAGGUCUCACAAGCCAUCCGAUUUAAAGACCCCAUCCACGUGCCACAAGAGUCUCUGUCUGAGAAGGAUUGUCCAAGGCCCACCUCUCCAGCUGAUGAUUCAGCCAAUGAGCAGCCACUUAUGCAACCCCAAACUACACAGGAGGAAAAUAACAAGCAUUGCAAUUCUCCUCAGAAGAUACAUCCACCUAGCAGUCUGAAUGAACAGGUUGUGUGUCUGUCCCCUACUCUAAAUCCUAAACCAGGUCACAGUAGCAAGAAGGAUGAGAAAGACUCACCUGUGGAUCAUGGUAUGGAAAAGCAAGCUGACAUCUUAUCUAAGCAGAGAGAAGAAAUGGAUGCUGAGAAUAUUAUAGCCAGCACUAGUGCUGAGUCAUGUAAAGAUUCUCAAAUAUCAGAGGAUCCACAGAUUGAUAAUAUAACACCAUAUUACAGUGUUGGAUCUAAUACAGUAACAACUCAUACUUCAGUUACACAACCUGAAACUACAUCAGACAAACAAAGCUGUGAGGAUAUUGCAGAGAGCACCAGUGAUAAAGAUAUCCACGACAAUCAGUGGAGCACACAUAAACUCAUAGAGCCAGAUACAAAUGAGACAGAUCAUGCAGACUCUCCAAUACAUAGUGAAGAGAGUACCUAUUCUGACUCCAGUUCUUGUUUUUCAGCAGAGGAGAACUUUGAGUGCGGAGAGCGUGUGAUUGUUGAUUCUGAGAUUGUAGGGUUGGUUAACAGGAUGCCACUUGUCUCCAUGUACCCAGAUGAGCCAAACACUGUUGGCUCGUCCUCGUCCUCGUCCUCCUCCUCAUUAAUGUCUGGCUCAUGUAAGAUUGCAUCAAGCCACGAAGUCAUGAAAGAAACAGAAGAGUCUAGGCUCCAGUCUGCAUCACCAGGAGAGUGUGAUGGCCAACACUUAACUGGUAUGAGAACUGACAUCUCCUCUGAUUUGGAGUUCACAUCAAUGAAUGGAGGAAAUGGUUUGUCUGAAUCGGUUUCUCUAGCCAAUCAACAGCAAGUACAGGAAACAGAUUCUCCCUCACAACAAGGAACAGAGAACAAACCACUACGUCAGGUUAAGACUGAUGCACAAGAGGCACCUGAUGAAAAUACAGAAUGCCUACAGGAGUGUGAAUCGUAUUCAGUAGUAAAUCAUAUAUUUGAGCUACAACCUGUAGAAGAGAGCGACAGUGCCGAAUCACAGCUAUCAGAAAACACAUCAUUGCUGCAGGACGAAGUAGCUGUGCCUAUGUGCUGUGCUUAUGUGCCAGUGCUGAAAACUGCGGAGGCGCAGUGCAUCGUGUUUUCUGACACAGCCAACGAAGUGCCACUGCUGAGAUUAAAGCCAGAAAGUUGCUCAGGAUUCACUUACACAUCUAACCUCAAAUCUGUGCUUGAAGUGAAUGAAGACACACACUCGACACCACAGUCAAAACCAGCUUCUUUAAACAAUGACUUCCAGAAAGGCCCGGAUACUGAAAGAAGUCAUGAAGAAGCUUGCAAAUUGCCUUUUCAAAUUAAACCGUUGAUUGCAGGGGAGUCAAACCUUGAGCAGGCCACAGAGGUCAAAGACACGGACAGCUCCAAUUCAGAACCAAAGGAGAGUGCAACAGCCCAAAUUGUGGACAAAGCACAGCAGCUAAAACUAAAGACAUUGACUGGCAUUAAGAUUGGACAGUUCAGUGUUGAUAUCUAUCCUCUGAAAAGGAUGACACUGGAGCAUAUGUGUGUGCAGCAAGAGAAUAAGAACCAGUCUGAAGAAAAACCCAAGUUAGAGAGAAAUUUCAGGAAGCUACAUCAGGUCUCACCUCAACCAAACCCUAUUCCGACAUGUGAAGUCAAACUCAGUUUAACCAAAGCAUCUGUCACCAAACUCCACAGCAUUGAGCAUCAUACUACAUCUGCUGUAUCCACUCCGGGAGCUCAGAAUUAUCCACCUGGAAGGCAGUUGGGCCAAAACAAGGCUGCUAAUGAUCUUCAUGCAAGUCCUGCCAAGCUUCCCAGGAGACAUGCAGCUCCCAUCAGGUCAAACCAAACUCAGCUCAGACCCUUGCAGACGGAGCUCUCAGCAGACCAUCACAAUUCUUCUCCAGAACAGCCUUAGGCUCAACAGGAUAGAAUGAGGGUCAACCAAUUAGACCAGUCAAGCUUCAGGCAGCGUUCUGUGUCAACCACAGAUGAUAGGUCUUCUUUUAGAGAAACACCAUUUCCAAAAACCUUGAAAGAGAGAAUUACUAGCUCCUCUUCUCAAACUAAUCAGAAUAAGACUCAGAGUAUUAAAGAGAAAGAUAAAAAGUGAUUGAAUGAUGCAGGUGCUUUUGAAAUGUUUUCUUCAUAUAGCUUUAUAUCUUUUAUCUGGAAUCUGGAUGUUGAAUGUAGAUGUACUGUAUAUACAUAGAGUAUAGGUAUAUAUCUGUUUCUAAGGAUGUGACACGGGCAAACUAUUUAUGAAGUUCAUUGCUUCAUGCUUACCUCAGUGAAUUACUCCUGGAAUCUUUCCCUCCAGCUGUGAGACAGCAACCAAAACAGGUUUUCACAGCGCCUCCAGUCUUUAAAUUUAACACCGUUUAUGCAAAUCACAAAGAGGUUUUAUAUAUGUAUAUAUUUAUCCAUUUACUUUCAUAAACAGCCAGGAGUCUGAUUAAAUAAUUCUACUAAAUUGAAAGAAAUUACACCAAAAUUCCAGUUUUUUUCCUGGACAGCCAGAGAUUCAGCAGAUUCAAAAGAUCAAAUGCUGUAGUCUCAAAAAAAUAAAUAAAUAAAUAAAUUGAUGGUGGUGAUUAAGAUCAGUAUGAACUGGGAAAGAUGUUUUUUUUUGUUUUUUUUUAAUAAGCCCUUGUGACUACAUAAAUCACAAACAAAAGGAAGGAAGCAGACAAGUUUAAAUGUUGAAAUAUUAAAGUUUUGUAAUGAUGUAGUUUAAAAUACUGUAUGUGGGAAGAGCAUUAUUAACAGUAUUAACAGUAUUUGUUGAUAACAGUCCUUUACUUUGACAGGUCUGUUUGAAAUAUAUUUACAAACUCUUAAUUUAACACACGAAAUGAUUACGGUUUGUAAUGCUCUACAUUUUAACUGGAAAAGCAAAUUAAGAGGAUGGGCUCAGGAACUCUUAUGAAUGCCUAGUUAUUGCCUUUUACAAAAAUGGUGUAUCAUACGCUGAUGACUUGAAAAACCACCUAAUAAAUGUAUGAUAGUACAGCGUCGUGUGGUGUGCCUGAGGCCGUGGGUGGUGCAAUAACCCAAAAUAUAACUCAGACAAUCUUUGUGCUGACAACACAUUUCUCCUAGCAGUGGAAAAUGCUAAAAAUUAAAAAAAGAAAAGGCAGAAUUCAUGUUUUUAGGCUCUAUUUUGAGACUUAUCAAUUCAGACAUACCGCCUGUAUGGUCUGGACAAGCUUUAAGCUUACACAGCAAGCAAAUGUGUCAUAUCAGCAGCAGGACGCAAGCUGUAGCUGUAACGGCAAUUGUGCCUGCUAGAGUUGCGAUCAAGAGCAAUGGAGAAAGACAGAAAGUACAUCAAGGGCAAAAGUGUGUUUCAUCUUAGCACUUAAGAUACUGACUGGCCUGAAAUUGUACAACAGAAUAUAGUAUAUGCUGUUAAUUGAUCUAAAUGCUUUCAGUUGCUUUCUAAAUGGCAUCACGGCCUGUAAUAAUUCCCAUGUUAUGAAUAUUGAUAACACCAUACCUGGACAUAACAAAACAACUUUUCCUCCACUUCUUAAUGUCAGCAUGAAAUCGGUAAGUGGCAGUACACGCUUACUUACCGGCCAAAAUUUGUUAUCAGUUUAUUUUCAUAUAUUUCUAGUGAAGCAAUCAAAAUACUUGUGCUUCCCUUUCUUUCUUUCUUUCUUUCUUUGGAUGAGGAAGAGGAAUAAAUACCAGACAGCUUUGGUACUUCCUCAUGAAACUGGGUGCAAGUGCAAGCCACGCUGUAUGUUCUGUUAGUAGCACAAAGCCUAAAAUAUAGGGCUUCGGUGAAGGGGUGUUUUUUUUUUUUUUUUGCAUACAGAUAAAAUCUGGGUUGAAAUGUUACGUACUGACAUACAAAAAGUAUCAGUUGCACAGUUUUUUAAAUGUAUAAUCCCUACACCCUUGCCUGGUUUUUAUUACUGUUACAAAUUUGUAGAAACAUCCUGCUACACAUCUACCAAAACAGAAUGGCACAAUAUGUGGAUAUGGCACCAAUCCCACAAUCAUAUCAGCUUCUCCACUGUGCCUGGAAGGAUUUAAAUACAGAAGAAUGAGGGACUCACACCCUUUUCCUGAAACAGAUUCGUACGCUAACCGUGGCACACAAGUUCCAGCAGUCACACAGCUACCAGCAUGAGCACUACAGAGCUGCUGAAUGCUUAAAAUAGAUGUAGAAUGCACUAAGCCAUUCGACCAAUAAUCAUAAGACAC
This is a messenger RNA of Pangasianodon hypophthalmus (striped catfish), 7152 nucleotides long. RefSeq names its product family with sequence similarity 83 member Ga (gene sack1ga). The transcript has 5 exons. Bases 1511 to 4855 code for a protein of 1114 amino acids. The record is from RefSeq and is a predicted model, not a curated record. NCBI's taxonomy places the organism in Eukaryota, Metazoa, Chordata, Actinopteri, Siluriformes, Pangasiidae.